AGUUUUCUCCUCUACUUGUGACUGACCAGGUUUAUAUCCCGUUUCUGGAAUCCCUUUCUCUAACCAGCCAAGGUCAACUAGUGCGAAGCAUCUCACCCCGGUUGGCGAUCUAACACACUUCGAGUGUCGCUAGUAGACAAGACAGUCGAAAGAGAGUAUCAGCGCCCGAAAGAACCCCGCCGAAAUCGCGUUACAAGAUAUAUAUACAGCCCACUAUCAGGUCGCAAUGUUCGAUCGUCUUCGAAAUGCCCCGAAAGAUAGGGGUGCGCAACAGCUGAACAGGAAGAAACUUGAAGCCUGGCAAAACUCGCGUGAACAAUCGUCAUCGGCUGGCCGUGGUGUAAAAGGAGGAGAUAGCCAAUAUCAAUAUUCUAUCAGAGGAGGACCCGCGCCCCCGAGGCCAUUAAGGGACCCCAACAAUCCGCCCGAACGUCACCCGAAUCGUCAGAAUUAUCAACCUCCACCAGCCGUAAAACCCCCAAAUCAACCUCGUCAUUCCGGCUCCCUCCGUCCCGUGUCUUCCGUAUACUCGCAGCCGUCCCCGGACGCCGCGAACUUUGCUACGCAGCAGUUGCGACUCGUAGUUCCGGAUAACGAUCCGAUCGAGAUUUCCCCGCCGAGUUCUCCUGACGUAUUGUCGCCGAGGGACGGGCCGAACCCAGGCGAUGUUUCUCCCAUUGAAGAACUACCAGACAUGUCUCAACUCUCUGUAGAUCCUAGGGGUAUCCCCAGAUCUGAUGCUCGUACAAACAUCCCUAUGAUGCGUCGCGAGCGCCGAAAAAACUCAGAUGCAGCCAUAAAAACCCUCCACGAAUCCAUGUCUCGCGAAAAGUUAAAGCAGCCGCGACCACACGGCCAUGAUGUGCGCUGGAACCCAGCUACCGGCGAACCCACAACGGAUUCUAAGGGCAGACCAUCGCAGGUCAAUCCGCAGGAGUACGCUCAGGGGCUUCUAAACCAAGCGAGCUCGGUAUCUCCGCCGCAGGUUAAGAAAGAGAAGCAAGGUCAGAUUACUUUUGGCGAACGUUUACGCCGGGUACGACAACCUAGCGGACCUUCUCAAGCAGAACCAGCUCCACGACCCGAAUGGCGAGGAGCUAGUGGGCGAACGACACUCGUUGCGCCUGUGAACGACAAUAAAGAUGUGGUUCCAUUGAAAGUCCCCCCUAAAAGUAGCAAGCGUGGCGGGCAUGAAUCUGGUGCUCUAUCCCCCGUUCAAUCCGUCGACUCUGAACCUGCUUCGUCCCCUGUAGUCCGUGGUUUGGGCAUAUCCAAUCAACCUACUCAGCCUCAAUCGCCCGCGUCACCCAGCAUAGCGGUCACGAAUUCGAAUGCCAACCCUCAUACAUAUACUAGCCCAUCCCUUUCUGACGACCCAACCGGCAAUCCUCAACACCAGUCUCUACAAAUACCUGCGAACGAUAAGGCGAUUCGUAGAAAACCAGCAGGAGCACCAGGCCACCAAGCUCAACCAUCAUGGUCUUCAUCCAUAUAUUCCGAAGAUCCACGCGCAUCUAUCGCCAACCCGCCGCCACCUAUUGAUACAUCCCUAGACGGCUGGACGCAGCCACCCUCCCGCUUUAGCGUGACCACAUACGCGACAUCGUCUCAGCAGUCAGCAACCCCUAGAGAUAGCAUCGACGUGGACGAGAGUGCGCCGCCGGUACCUACGCCGCCCCAACAAUUCAUGGCUCAACAGCAGCAGCCCUCAAUUCUCGACCGCAAGCGACCCAUUGUGGCAGGCUACGACAGCCCAGGUUCGCGCAAGAGCAGCAGCCCGCUCGAACCAGUCAAGAUCAGCCUUGAUUCAUAUUACAUGACAUCCGCCGUAUCCCGACAACGCAAGACAUCCCCCGACGCAGCGGUACCUAGAGGUAACGAAUCGCAGCUUUCGCUUGCGUCGCUAUCAGCUAAAGACAAGACGCUUCCGCUAGCGCCUCCUGAGACCCAGUCAGCGCAAACCCAGGACCGCGUGGCACAGCUCAACGCAAAAUUACAAGCGCUGGGUAACCGCCGCAUCAACAUCAACACAGCGAUCAAGCAGAUGACCGAGUUGAUGCCGACGGACCGUAUCCUAGCUAGCGAUGCCGUGAUCCAUAAACGCGAGGAGGAGAAAAGAAAGGUCGAGUCUCUGAAGCAGGAACUCGCUGAGGUGGAGAGGGAGUCGUAUGAGCUGGGCCUCAAGCUACACCGUGCGUACAAGAGGCUGGACCGAGAUGCUGAGUUCGAACCUACGACGCUGUGGGUUAGACGGGUUACGGGAUCGUGAGAUCUACUGCGUGGGGGACUGGGCUGGACUAGAGGGGAUCGGAUUGGGUGAUGGUGAUGAUGGUGGCGGAUUGGGGGGUGCUUCGAUUGGCUAGGUAUUGUCUAGCAUGGGAAUAUUGGACGCCGUGUGGCGUUGAACCAGGUACCCCCCUCUACCCAAGGAUGGGGGAGCGAAAUCCGUCGGGUUUUUCAAAUAUUCAUUCGUCUUUCUACAUAGGGCGGUUUGCUACGACUUACCUACCUUAUGUCACGUCACGUUAAGUUACGUUUUUUCCCGGGUUCGAUUUUUCAUUUAGCUUGCGGAUGGGCAUUCUGAUCGAGAGAAGAGAAGAAUUAUCGAGAUACCUACAAAUGCAUUUAUGUAUGUAUGUCAGGCAGGCCAAGCAUGGAGUUUUGCGAGAUACCUAUCCGAUUCGUCUGUUUUUUUCUACUUCUACUUCUACUUCUACUUCUAUUUCUACCGCUUUGAGAUGGAUGGGGGUUGGUGGGGGUGUAAAUAGAUAAAUAAAGAAAAUGAAUGAAUGAAUGAGGGAUGAAGAUGUGGUUCUUGUGAGGGCGGAUGUGACAACUAUUAGAAGAUACGGGUUUAGGGGAUCCAGGGCAGAGACAGAUCAAACGUACUACUCAUGUAUUCUCACUUUUGCAUAG
This is a messenger RNA of Annulohypoxylon maeteangense, 2916 nucleotides long. RefSeq lists its product as uncharacterized. The transcript is spliced from 3 exons. The record is from RefSeq and is a predicted model, not a curated record. The coding region runs from base 227 to 2269 and encodes 680 amino acids. Lineage: Eukaryota; Fungi; Ascomycota; Sordariomycetes; Xylariales; Hypoxylaceae.